Candidula unifasciata is the source of this 476-nucleotide messenger RNA. Lineage: Eukaryota; Metazoa; Mollusca; Gastropoda; Stylommatophora; Geomitridae. The record is from the annotation of a GenBank genome assembly.
AUGCAAGAACCUAACAUACGAUACGACAGCCCUGCCUACAGCGGGAAUAGUUCUAGUCUUCGUAGAUGAAAUGUGGUCAGCGCUGAUGAGAACAGUUUUCAGUAUUCUCGAUGCUGGUCCCAUAGAGCUCAUCUCUGAGAUUAUCCUUGUCGACGACGCUUCCCAGAAAGAUCACCUUGGUCAGCCUCUAGAUGACUACAUCAGGAUCUUUAAUGGAAAAGUCAAAGUAGUUCGCCUACCAGAGAGGAAAGGUCUCAUAGCGGCACGACUUGUAGGAUAUGAGAACGUGACAGGAGAAGUGAUUAUAUACCUCGAUGCCCAUAUGGAAGUUAACAAGGGUUGGCUGGAGCCUUUGUUACACAGAAUAAAACAAGAUGAUACCGUCAUAGCCAUCCCACAUAUUGACUCAAUUAAACACGAAACAUUUGAGGUAUUUCAUAAUGCAUUCGGUAAUCGUCAUCAUCAUCAUCGUCGUG